GCAGUUUUGACGCCACGGGAAUCGCUGCGAGCAACGACCUUCAUCAUGCACAGGCGAGCUGCGUUGGAGCUUUCUCGCCGUCAAGGUGUCGAUUGGUCCUGCGCAACUGCCCGCAGAAAUGCGGCUUUCGCCCCAGUGUUGAAUCCUGUGCCCCGGAGGGGUUUUCGAGCCUUUCCCGCAUGUGCUGACUCCUCAGACUCUCCAAAUGGCUCCGAAAAGCCCCGGAAAUUUGCCUCCCGUUGGGGAAGCAAGGCCACGCGAUCGGUAGGCCUGAGCCCGGCCGAGCAGGCAAUACGAGAUGCUAUGGUGGCGAAACAGCAGGAGAAAUUACGGGAAGAGCAAGCACGCCAGGAUGCCUUGCUGGCAGAAGAGAGAGCGAAGCAGGAGCGGAAGGAUGCUCUAAUAGCAAGGCAGAAGGCGAAGGAAACAGAAGACCAGGCCCGGCAAAAUGCUUUCAUAGCCAGACAGAAGGCCAAGCAACAGGAAGAAGAAGCACGCCGAGAAGCGAAGAGACGGGAAGAGCAAGCCCAGCAAGAGGCUUUAAUAGCACGACAGAAGGCGAAGGAAGAGGAAGAUCGGGCCCGGCGAGAUGCUUCAAUAGCACAACAGAGGGCGAAGGAAGAGGAAGAUCGGGCCCGGCGAGAUGCUUCAAUAGCACAACAGAGGGCGAAGGAAGAGGAAGAGCAAGCACAGCGAGACUCUCUGCUGGCGGCACAACAGGCGAAUCAACAGGCGCAGCAGGCCAGUCAAAGCAUCAAUUCCCUGGAAAAUCCAAACAACCCUGCUGGUACAACCCCUCCAAUCUCCUCGCAAAGCCCUAGAACAAGCUCUCCCACUGGCGCAAAAUUCACUUCCCGCUGGGGAAGCAAAGCGUCCAGACCCACGGGUCUGAGUGCGGCCGAGCAGGCGAUGCGAGAUGCUUUGGUAGCCAAACAGCAAGCACAGCAGGAUUCCUCAGAAACCAGUUCCUCAAACACACCGUCAGAAUCAUCCGAUAAUCUCAAACAGGGUUCCGCCGAGUUCACUAUUCGGCUAGGAGAUAAGAGAUAUAUAGCAACGAGUCUGACCCCGGAAGAGAAGGCAGCGCGAGACGCUCUGGCAGCCAAGCAACAGGCGCAGAAGAAUCUUUCAGAAACCACCUCAGAGACCUCAGAUAAACCCGCCGACACUCCCCUCUCAGAAUCCUCGAAUGGCUCGGCAGAAGGUUCUCCCGCCAAGACGGGGUUUACUAUCCGUUCAGAAGAUAGAAAAGUCCAAUCAAUGGGCCUGAAUGCGGAAGAGAAAGCAGCACGAGAUGCUCCGGUAGCCGAACAACAGGCGCAGGAGAGUCCGGUGGAUCUCCCCUCCUCACAAACUUCGAACAAGUUUGGAACGGGUCGCAAAUUCGCAGCUCCUCGUUGGGGAAGUAGGGCCACGACAUCCACUGGCCUGAGCGCGGCAGAGAAGGCAAUGCGCGAGUCCCUGCUCGAACAGCAACAGAGUCAACAUAAAGCUUUGCACGGUGAUAGGUCACAUUCAAGGUGGCAACAUCAAGGAUCGUGGUCACACCAAGAGCGCUCCAUCGAGCACGGUGGCUUCAGGUCGCACAGAGAUCGCUUCGACUCCCGGCGAACGAACGAUCGGUAUGACAGCAAUUGGCGCUCCUCCGAAGACAUGGUGUCGCAAGAUUCUAGACGUUUUCGGCCUGAUGGGCCAAGGCGCAGUCGCUACGAUCACAUUCCCGAGCACCUUCAGACGGUGGAUUGGACCUGCCCAGACUGCCAUUAUCUUUGCCCCGGGACGGAGAGGGCUUGCCCUUGCUGCCGGGCCCCCAGGCCUGAGCUAAUGUCGGAACAGUCGAACAAGCCCUUGACCAUUCGAAAAUUGGACAGCAGCAGUACACCAUCGUGGGAUGAGAGAGACCAGGCUUUGGACGAAUAUGCCACGAGAUAUGAAGAAGAGCAAAGACAGCAGCAGGAGGAGUUGGAAAAGCAGACGCAAGACAAACCACAAAAGUCCGUCAACGACUGGUCAUGGGAUACCUCCGCAUUGGAGAAGCUCAGUGCGGGGCAGGAAGUGGGAAACUCAUCUGACAGGGGCUUCAAGCGACGAGGGGGUCGCGCGAAACCCCUCACGUUCGCGGAUGAGGAUGAAUUUGAUACGGAAGACUACCAGCGACGUCGUCAACAAAAGAAGGACAAGAAGCGCAAGAAGAGGGAGGAGCGGAAAGAAGAAAUCGAGGCGGAAGUCGCUGAGCCCAGUCCUCUAUAUCUGCCCGAGUUCAUCAGCGUCAGCAAUCUCGCGGACAUCAUCGGUGUGCGACAGGCACAAUUCAUCCAGCGAAUGGAAGAGAUGGGCUUCGAGGACGUCACGCAUAGCCACAUUCUGGAUGCCGAAACCGCUGGGCUCAUCGCCGCCGAGUACAACUUCGAGCCCAUCUUUGACACCGGUGAGGACGAGCUGACCGCCGCGCCGGAGCCCGAAGAUAAAUCGAGCCUGCCACCCCGGCCGCCGGUGGUGACGAUCAUGGGCCACGUCGAUCACGGCAAGACCACGAUCCUGGACUGGCUUCGCAAGUCCUCGAUUGUGGACUCGGAACACGGCGGCAUCACCCAGCACAUUGGCGCCUUCUCCGUGUCCAUGCCCUCGGGCAAGACGAUUACCUUCCUCGACACCCCGGGUCACGCGGCGUUCCUGGACAUGCGUCGCCGCGGUGCCGACAUCACCGAUAUCGUCGUGCUGGUCGUGGCCGCGGACGACAGUGUCAAGCCGCAAACCAUCGAAGCCAUCAAACACGCCACGGCGGCCAACGUGCCGAUCAUCGUGGCCAUGAGCAAGAUGGACAAGGAGGGCGUCAACCCCGAGCGGGUCAAGCAAGACCUCUCCGUGCACGGCGUCCACGUCGAGGAUUUCGGCGGUGACGUGCAGGCGAUUGGCGUGAGCGGCAAAACCGGUGCCGGCAUGCUGGAGCUUGAAGAAGCGAUCAUCACUCUUUCCGAGGUGCUCGACCACCGCGCCGACCCCACCGGCAACGUCGAAGGAUGGGUGGUGGAAGGCACGACCAAGAGCUACGGGCGCGUGGCCACCGUGCUCAUCCGCCGCGGCACCCUGCGCGUCGGGGACAUUAUCGUGGCCGGCGAAACCUGGGCGCGGGUGCGCACCCUGCGCAACGAGGCCGGGGUCGCCAUCAAAGAAGCUACCCCCGGCAUGCCGGUCGAGGUAGACGGGUGGCGCGAGCAGCCAACCGCCGGCACGGAGUUCCUGCAGGCGGAGCAUGAGCAACAGGCCAAAUCCGUCGUCGAAUACCGAAUCGAGCGGGCCGAAACCUCGAAGCUAGGGGAGGACACGACGGCGAUGAACGAGGCCCGCCGCGAGCUGAUGGAGCGGCGACGCCUCGAGGAAGCCGGACUGGACCAAAAGGAGGCCCAAUCGGGCCCCAAGCCGAUUCACUUCAUCAUCAAGGCGGACGUGCACGGGUCGGCGGAGGCGGUGCUGAACUCGGUGACGGCGGUGGGCAACAACGAGGUGUACGCGAACGUGCUGCGGGCGGAGGUAGGCCCUGUGAGCGAGUUUGACAUCGAGCACGCGGCGUCGGCGGGCGGGCACGUCAUCUCGUUCAACAUGGCCAUCGACCCGCGGAUCACGCAGAUGGCCGAGUCGCGCGGGGUGGCCAUCAAGGACCACAACGUCAUCUACCGGCUCAUCGACGACGUCAAGGCGACGCUGAGCGAGCACCUGCCGCCGCUGGUCACCUUGCGCGUCACGGGCGAGGCCGAGAUCGGCGAGAUCUUCGAGAUCAAGCUCAAGGGGCGCGAGCGCAUGCAGAUCGCCGGCUGCCGCGUGCGCAACGGGCUCAUCAAUCGCACCAAGAAAGUGCGCGUGCUGCGCGGCCAGGAGACGAUCUACACGGGCACGAUCGCCUCGCUCAAGAACGUCAAGAAGGACGUCACCGAGAUGCGCAAGGACACGGAGUGCGGCAUGGCCUUCGAGGGCUGGUUCGACUUCCAGGUCGGGGACCAUGUGCAGUGCUACGAGGAGAUCUUCGAGAAGCGCUAUCUGUAGUGCUCGGUUGGGGGGGGGCUGUAUUUUUAGAUCUGCCUAUUCUGUACUAUCACGGAUUCGAUUGUAUUAGGGGAUUGUUUACCGCAAAGCAUGUCUGAUGCGAAAACAAGGGGGCACGGUUGAUUCUUGUAUAUUAGUCUAAAUAUCCGGAUACCACAUAGAC
This is a messenger RNA of Aspergillus aculeatinus CBS 121060, 4204 nucleotides long. RefSeq names its product translation initiation factor 2. Gene Ontology annotation, biological process: translational initiation. The coding region runs from base 46 to 4041 and encodes 1331 amino acids. Gene Ontology annotation, molecular function: GTP binding; translation initiation factor activity; GTPase activity. Lineage: Eukaryota; Fungi; Ascomycota; Eurotiomycetes; Eurotiales; Aspergillaceae. The record is from RefSeq and is a predicted model, not a curated record. The transcript has 2 exons.